Owenia fusiformis is the source of this 388-nucleotide messenger RNA. Lineage: Eukaryota; Metazoa; Annelida; Polychaeta; Sabellida; Oweniidae. The record is from the annotation of a GenBank genome assembly.
GCUUACAGAGAAGGUGAAGAGUCUACAAGAAGAGGUGGAAGUCCUUGAGACCAGAAAGUCUGAACAAGAGGAAACCCUAGCUGGAAUCAAUAAGGUGAUUGCCUCUAGGGAUGCCGAAUUCCAACAGCUUGAUAGAGAGAUGCAAAAAACCAAGGACAACCACAUGGAACUCCAGGAGGAAAUAGAACAAGUGAAGUUACUGGAGGAAGACAAACUUAACUUUCUUCGUGAGAGUGAGGAGAUGUUAAACAAUAGAAAAGCUGAACUAGCUAAAAUAUCAGACCAUAUUGAGAGCGAGAGAGGGGAGCUUGAACACAUUGAUAGAGAAGUAGGUAAAAAAGCUACAGAGCUAGCACAACUUGAGAAACAACAAAGUGAUAGAAAUAAG